GAUGCUCUCCACAGGCGAUUCGAGCGCGCAGUCGACAUCAUUCAGAGCCUGCCCAAGAGUGGCCCGAUCCAGACCAGCUACGACCAGAAGCUCGAGCUGUAUGCCGUCUACAAGCAGGCUACCGAGGGCGACAUUCGCGGCUCGCGCCCUGGCCUCCUCGACAUCCUCGGACGGGCAAAGUGGGACGCGUGGAACAAGCGCAAGGGCAUGAGCCAGCUCGAGGCCGAGCGACUCUACGUCGACGCGUUGAUCAAGGUGCGUCGCUCCCGCACUACGGUCUCAUCGGUGCGAGGACAAGAGAUCUGA
Messenger RNA from Rhodotorula graminis WP1, 306 nucleotides. RefSeq lists its product as uncharacterized. Gene Ontology annotation, molecular function: fatty-acyl-CoA binding. The transcript has 5 exons. NCBI's taxonomy places the organism in Eukaryota, Fungi, Basidiomycota, Microbotryomycetes, Sporidiobolales, Sporidiobolaceae. The record is from RefSeq and is a predicted model, not a curated record. Gene Ontology annotation, biological process: fatty acid metabolic process. The annotation marks the transcript as partial.